Messenger RNA from Dicrocoelium dendriticum, 329 nucleotides. NCBI's taxonomy places the organism in Eukaryota, Metazoa, Platyhelminthes, Trematoda, Plagiorchiida, Dicrocoeliidae. The record is from the annotation of a GenBank genome assembly.
CAGAUUGGAUUGACAUAUUAAUGGGUAAAUUCCGUGACGAAAUCGCACGUACGCGUGCAAAAAUUGAAAUUUGUUGAAAGUUGUUACAGGAUCAAAACUUGCUACCAAGCAUGGGGUUAGCCAGGCGUCUGUAUGUCAAAUUCGAAAGAAAAUGCAAAGACUAUUUAUCACUGUCCCCUGAAGAAUCUGGUAAGUGUGGUUGCAGAACAGCUCUAGACGACUCGCUUGUGCUUACGGAAUGUCAAAAGAAUCGCAAAGCAUCUAGCAAGCAGCUGCAACGGAUGAUAGAACAGCAUGGUGUUGCAGAAAAGACUGGACAUCACAGCAAG